Messenger RNA from Epinephelus lanceolatus (giant grouper), 4622 nucleotides. RefSeq names its product THAP domain containing 12a (gene thap12a). The record is from RefSeq and is a predicted model, not a curated record. Lineage: Eukaryota; Metazoa; Chordata; Actinopteri; Perciformes; Serranidae.
UUAACAGCUAACAAGCGUUAGCAACACAGUUGGCUAUCCUCAAAAGGAUUUCGCCGCGGGAAACGAGUAUAUGAUACAAAAAUAAAAUUGUAAUGCAGAAUCACUGCGCUGUUCCGAACUGUGCUAGUGGCAAAUCCGGCCCGCAGCCACUCUUCAGGUUUCCGCAAGAUCCAGAAAGGUCCAAGAAGUGGGUUGAAAAAUGCCAGAGGCCAGAACUCAUAGACAAAUCACCAGACCAGUUGUACAGAUACUACCGAGUGUGUGGAAAACAUUUUGAAACAGCAUCGGUUGAUAGUGACGCUCAGAGUACAGUACUGAAGGAUGAUGCAGUGCCAACUGUCUUCGAUGUAACAGGCCAACCUCAAAACGGGCAAGUGAAGCGCAGCAAAGAGACGACCAAAGAGAAUGAAACGAGCAGUAAGGGGAGAAAAAAAAUCAAAAAGACAGCUAAAGAAGAUGUCAAGACACUCCCCCAGGAGGAGGAAGACAAAGAGUAUCUUAAGUCAUUAUUUGAAGUUGUUGUACUGCUGGGAGAGCAAAACAUUCCUCUGACAGGGCCUGGUGAUAAUAAACAGGAUAGCCUUGUGUCGAGCAACUUUCAGUCUCUGUUAGAAUAUCGCAUGAAUUGUGGAGAUGAAGCCCUUAAGAAGAGGUACGACAUGAAUCAGGUGUGCUGCUCAUCAGCUCAGCUGAAUCAGUUGAUCGAGGUGUGCGAGAGAUACAUCCGCAGUAAGCUGUUGGAGGAAGUUAAACAAAAUGGCUGUUUCUCAUUACUUACUGAUGAUUUGGUAAAGAUCUCAGGAGAAUGGUACCUCCCCGUGUUUCUCCGUUAUGUGGACCAGUCUAACUACCAGCAGGAGAGGUUUGUUGGAUUCUUAUCCUUUGAAGGAGAUGGAGCAGACUUUGCAGAGAAAAUGCUGUCUGAAAUGACUGAAAAAUGGGGCUUGGAUAUGGAACAGUGUAGAGGUCAAGCCCACUCCUGCUCUGGGACACAUUUUAGUAAAAUGAAAACAUUUGCUGCCAAACUGAUGGAGAGGUACCCGAUGGCAGUGCUGAUGCUAAGAUCUACUCAUGCAUUGAACCUCUCACUGGCAAAUGGUAUGGCGUUGUCAGGGGUUCAGCUUGUUUUGUCUACCUUUAAGAAGAUUGAGUCAUUCUUCAGUCAGUCCCCUUUGCUGCAGUUGGAGUUGGAGCACGCCAUUUCGAUUUUCUAUGCGGACAGAGAGGAGAAGGCCAAGGAACUGAAGGAGAUUUGUGGAACCAGCUGGACCAGACGGCAAGAUGCGUUUGAGGUGGCAGUGGAAAUCCUAGAGGCGUUGCUGCUGUGUGUGGACAGUGUUCAUGACAACGAGGACAUGAGGUGGAACGACCAAGUCACACACACUGCCUUAGAGAUUUCAAAAGCACUGGCUGAUUUUGAGUUUGUCAUGGCGCUGGUGGUGCUGAAAAACGCUCUGACACUUACACAAGCAUUUGGGAAGAACCUGCAAGGGACGGGAGCAGAUGCCCACUUUGCUGCAGCCAGUUCAAAAGCUGUGUUGCACUCUCUGAAGGAGGUGUCUGACAACAUCGAUGUGUAUCAUGAGUUCUGGAACGAUGAGGCCGUUAAUCUAGCUGCUGCGAUGGAGAUCCCAGUAAAGAUUCCUCGGUCAUUCUUGAGAAAGUACCAGUCAGAAUGUCGAGCCAUUCGGCCAGAAAUUCACUACAAGGAUCACCUGUCUGUUCCAGUGGUGCAGCACAUAAUCAAUGAAGUGAAUGAACUCUUCUGUGAGGACCACCUGAAGGCUCUGAGAUGUCUGUCGCUGCUCCCUGCCGUCAUAGAGCCGCAUAAGUCAACAGAACCUGAGGAAGAGAGCGUACAAGUGUUUAAAAAUGACAUCCCCAAUGCAGGAACCCUCUCCGCUGAGCUGCACUGUUGGUGGGUUAAAUGGAGCAAAAGAGGCAAAGGGGAGAGUCUGCCCUCCAGUCUCCACGAAACACUGCAGCUGGCUGACGUGAAGUUCUUCCCAAACAUGCUCGCAGUUCUUAGACGGAUCGGCAUCCUGCCUACCUUGGCUCUGGAAGACAGCUGUGAUGUGGCGUACAAGCGCUUCCAGAUGUACAUGGAGAACACACCUGACAAAUUCAAAUCAAAAAGUCUCGCUCUUUUGAACAUGAACGCUGAUGUUGGGUAUGACCUGGAUUCAAUGGUUGAGCUCUACAUGAAGACAUACCCUGACAGGGAGGAUGUGUCUUAAGUCGGUUGUAAUGUGGUAGUUAAGCCUGCAGACAGAUUAUCCACAGCUUUGAUAAAGGGUAAGUACCGGUAUGGUAUUUUUCAGCUUGGACCCUAUUUUCCCAUGUUUUUGUGUUGAAGUGAGUAAUGGCAUCAACAAUUUUUAAAAUCAGUCUAGUGUAACUUGAGACAGCUGCAGACAUCAACAGUGAAACAGGCUGCAGUGUAACCACUCCGGGCAGGUUCGCAUCGUCAGUUUAAGUUCAAUAAAAGUGCUUGUAUUUGCCACUGACGGGCUCUGAUUGUUAUUACAAGUGUCUGACAAUUUAUGGGAAAAAAAUCCAUCCAGCUCCUUUGUGCCGAAAGGGGUCAGUUGAGGUGGUUCGGGCAUCUGAUCAGGGUGCCUCCUGGGCGUUUCAGGCAUAUCCCACUGGUAGGAGGUCCUGGGGCAGACCCAGAACACGCUGGAGGAAUUACAUAUCUCAUCUGGCCUGGGAACACCUUGAGGUCCCCCCCAGAGGAGCUGGAAAGCGUUGCUGGGAAGAGGGAUGUCUGGGGCGCUUUGCUCGACAUGCUGCCCCCACGACCCGGCUCUGGAUAAGCGAAUGAAAAUGGAAGGAUGGAUUGAAGAUUCGAACUAGGGGUGUAAGUGAUCACAAUACAAUACUAUAUUGAUUCUUUAAACAACAAUAUGGUAUAUGCCGAUAUCCCAAGGUCUGCCACAAUAUGAUUUCAAUUCAGGGGUUGCGAUCAAUAUGAGGUGAUAUCAGUAAAUAUCCUCAUUGUCUUUUUCUUGGCUGCUUACCAUUCUCUGCAUGGUGCUAGGCCACUAGCACUGUGAAAUGUUUAAGAACAAGGUGUCCAUGGAUGGAAAUGGUGACAGAAGUACCAUGGGAAUUUCAAAAUAAAGGUGUAUCUUAAAGAUGAUGAUAUGAAUCGAUGUUUUCAUUAUGUAUUGAUCAUUAAUCAUCGUUGCACUACUAGUGGGAACAUGCCCUGAGUGGUUACGUAGCAGCCUGUUUCAUCACUGCCAGUUGCAGAGCUCUUGCUCAGUACUGGAUCAAAAAAUUGUUGCUCCCAUUAGCCACCCAGACUCAGAAACACAGGAAAACAUGGUCCACAUUGAAAAAUACCAAACUUACCCUUUAAUGAAUCAGACAUCUUUUGUUGUUGGCCUUUUGUUGUUACUUUCUAUCCAUCAUGCUGAAGUACCAUCUUUUAUAGCCUGUUUAUGUUUUUGUGAUAAAAUGUAGAUAAAUGUAAAUAGAAAAUACUGGCCUGCAGUGUCAUCAAGUCAGUGAUAAACACCAGACAUGUUUCAAUUUCGUUUUUGCUGUACUUGUUCUCCAUGCUGUUGUCAUAUUAUAUUUUGGGAGCCAGUAUUGGCCACUCUGUUACCACCUGUAAACUGCUUGAAUGUGAGUCUUGAUUCCUUAUAUCCAAUGAUGAUGAUGUCCAUUCCUCGAGUCCUUUGUUGGAAUAAGUUGCAAAUUGUUCAUGUUUGAAGAGUGGGAGUUAAUACUCAUGUAAGCCUUGUUGAAGUGUUUUUGCUGUGUCACCCACUGAUCUGCUGGCGCGUAACAAGUGGAUAAAGAGGAUCAGCCGGAAAUUCUUCUAAUGGGUUUAAUAGCCAUUUAUGGUCAUUCUUAAUUUUUUCUUUUUUCUUCAUGUUUUCCAAGUCUGUUAGAAACAAAUCUUAAAAUAGCAACACAGAAACUGAACCAGAAUAGUAGUGAGGUAAUUUAGAUUAUUACAUUUUUGUCUUCUGUCCAAACUAAGACAGAUUUUUUCUUUCAAGACAUAUUCAGAAUUGGGACUGGUGCAAGGUGGUAAUGACAGCCAAUAAGUACAACCUGGUUUGUGCCUAAAAUGUGUAGGAAUGUGUCCUGACUAUUAAUCAAGUUUAGACUUCAUAGUGAGUUGUUGUGUUAAGGACAAAGUAGCAUGAGGUUCAGCGUCCUGUGAAUAAGGCCACAAUUCUAUCCAUCUUGCACUUUGGCUAGUGUGUCUGAGAAUGGAGUGGAUGCUUGUGGCCAAACAGCUGAGUCACUGUCUGCUCUGAGACUCAUAUUUCCACUUUUAGUGUUUGGUGUUAAUGAAAUCUGAAAUGAUUGAAAACUAAAACUAUUUAGACUACAGACACGAUUUGCUACAGAGGACAAAAAGGUAAAAAAGAGAUGCUUUUUUGAUUAAAAAAUGCCAAAUAAAUUCCUUUAACUGUCAUAAUCUAUUGUUUUUCAUACAUUUAAUGACACGUGUCGAAAGGGACAUCAUUACAACCUUUCAUCGGCAGCUAUAAAAAAUGUAUGAAUGACAAAAUAUGCGUAGAUUGCUCAGGUUUUAGAAAAGUAUGUUUUUAUGACUUGGAUGCAUUUGUUUUCUUGUGUAUAAUAAAGCUAUAAAAUGA